Lolium rigidum is the source of this 1442-nucleotide messenger RNA. RefSeq names its product adenylate isopentenyltransferase 5, chloroplastic-like. Gene Ontology annotation, biological process: tRNA modification; cytokinin biosynthetic process. Bases 1 to 1041 code for a protein of 346 amino acids. NCBI's taxonomy places the organism in Eukaryota, Viridiplantae, Streptophyta, Magnoliopsida, Poales, Poaceae. Gene Ontology annotation, cellular component: mitochondrion. The transcript has a single exon. The record is from RefSeq and is a predicted model, not a curated record. Gene Ontology annotation, molecular function: tRNA dimethylallyltransferase activity.
AUGCCGCUCUCCAUGGCGCCGCCGGCUGCCCUGGCCUUCCCUCGGAUAUCGCUGAAGACGAUGCCGCCGCCGAUCAUCGCGCUGCCUGACCGCGCCGACACGAUGCGCCCCCCGCCCCCGUCGCCCGUGCUCAGGCACGCGGCCCCCAAGCACAAGGCCGUCGUGGUCAUGGGCGCCACCGGGACCGGCAAGUCCCGCCUCGCCAUCGACCUCGCGCUGCGCUUCGGCGGCGAGGUCAUUAACUCCGAUAAGAUGCAACUGUACGACGGCCUGGACGUGGCCACCAACAAGGUUACCCCCGGCGAGUGCGCGGGCGUCCCGCACCACCUGCUCGGCGUCGUGUCCUGCCCCGACGACGACUUCUCCGCGGCAGACUUCCGCCGCGAGGCCGCGCGCGCCGCAGCUGGCGCCGCGGCGCGUGGCCGCAUCCCCGUCGUCGCUGGCGGGUCUAAUUCGUAUGUCGAGGAGCUUGUGGACGGGGACCGCCGCGCGUUCCGGGAGCGCUAUGACUGCUGCUUCCUCUGGGUGGACGUGCAGCUCCCCGUGCUGCGCGACUUCGUGGCCCGCCGCGUCGAUGACAUGUGCCGCCGUGGGCUAGUGGACGAGGUCGCCGCUGCCUUCGACCCCCGCCGCACCGAUUACUCCAGGGGCCUCUGGCGUGCCAUCGGCGCACCUGAACUCGACGCCUACCUCCGGUCGACCGGUGCUGGCGAAGACGAGCGAGAGCUCAUGCUAGCGGCGGCCAUCGACGAGAUCAAGGCCAACACGUCCCGGCUCGCGUGCCGCCAGCGCGGCAAGAUUCAGCGGCUGGCCCGCAUGUGGCGCGUCCGUCGCGUGGAUGCCACGGAGGUGUUCCUUAAGCGCGGUGCCGCCGCCGACGAGGCGUGGCAGCGGCUCGUCGCCGCGCCCUGCAUCGACGCCGUCCGGUCGUUUUUGAACGAGGACCAAGAAUGCAGCAUGGUCGCCGCCGCCGGCAAGGCCUCCGUCUUCGCCUCCGCAGCCGGCAAUGCCUCCGUCUUCGCCGCCACCGCCGUCGUCUAAUACACACACGCACGCACCUCCUUCGAACGUACAUCCACACAACAGAAUCCGCCCGAACGCUUCCUGAACUAGCUGUGAUAACACAAUCGGCAAUCGCCAUUGGCGAUCAGCACGAGCUCAGCAAGGUAGCCAAGUACAGUACACCCCACGGCGGCGACGGUCAAGCUCUCGAUGACCCGCAGCGAAGCAGAGUAAGCUUGUUCUUAUACGAGCUGGUCGACUCUGCUCCGGGCUAACAUAAAUCCUUUUCUCUCCUAUUUUUUUGGUACUUUGAGAUGAGUGAUCGAGAUCGAGCGUGUAACUUGAAUUUUGGGUUUUUGCCUCAAGAAUUAACCCUUUCAGUUGAUUGGGGGUGACCGAUGUAACAGGCUCUUGUGCAAUAUAGAGAGAGAUGUUAGUAA